AAUUAUUUACAUCUCAAAACCUCAAUCUACGUCAAUCCAGGCAAAUGGGUCCGAACCAUAACCACCACCGGGCUCCACCCUCACUCCACCUAACCCGGCGCACGAUAGCCCCCUCCUCACCCUCGGCCCAAUUUAGCAUUUCCCCCCCUCCCAAUAAAAGCAUACCUUUUGUUAUAUUCCCCUUUCCCAGCUGCUCCCUUCCUCUUCCCCAGCAAACAAAAGGAGCCUUUAACGGGUCGGGUUCCGGGUCUGACGAUAUUCUUGCUGAUAUGGAUUCGGAUUCCAAAACGCCGCUGUUGAUGGAACAAAAACACCAGCCUAAAUUGUCUUCUUCUAAUAAUUCUUCUUCCAAAAUUUUAACUUUGCCCACCGUUUUAACUCUAGGCCGCGUUGCCGCCGUGCCGGUGCUGAUUUUCACCUUUUAUGUCGAUAGUUGGUGGGGAAGGACUGCUACGACUAGUAUAUUUGUUGCCGCUGCUAUAACUGAUUGGCUUGAUGGGUACAUUGCUCGGAAGAUGAGGUUACAUUCUGUCUUUGGUGCUUUUUUGGAUCCAGUGGCUGACAAGCUUAUGGUUGCUGCUACAUUGGUCUUAUUAUGUUCAAGACCUUUGAAUGUUGCUAUGUUUGGGCAAGUUCCAUGGCUGCUGAUUGUACCAUCAAUAGCCAUUAUUGGAAGGGAGAUAACUAUGUCUGCCGUCAGGGAAUGGGCUGCUUCUCAGAAUAGUAAGCUUUCUGAGGCUGUUGCAGUAAAUAAUCUGGGGAAGUGGAAAACUGCCACGCAGAUGGUUGCACUAACCAUCCUUCUAGCUACAAGAGAUAGCAGUCUUGGAGAACCUGGGAUUUUAGUAGCUUCAGGUGUUAUUUUGCUUGAUAUUUCAGCAGGGCUUUCCGUAAUGUCAUUAGCUGUGUAUAUGGGGAAGAUAUGGAAAGUAUUAUUAAAGUAGUUAUCGACAUCUGCUGACAGUUUGUGGCUGAUCCUUUCUCUCUCUGUCAUGUUACUCCAUAUUCUUUCUGAUGAAUAUCUUCACACAUUGAAGCCGAUUUCUUUGUUUCACUGGAUUUAGGAGAAAGCCCUUGCUUUUUGAAGUCUCUUUCUAGUUAAAACUGUCUCGGUAAGGGUAUCAAUAUGUUUGCGGGCUGUUCCAACAUCUUAAACGAUGUUGGAACAAGAUAUGUUUUGCUUUUGCAAAGGAUGCCGGAUGCUUAAAGUAAGUUUGAGUCCCAACAGAAGCACAUUUGGCACUGUACUGGAACUAGAGAUGAAGCAACUCUUGCUGAACUAUUGUAGUGUAAAUGACAAUUACUAGUCAAGUAGCUACUCACAGCUUACACAAAAGUGAUAAUAUUUGAGGCAGAUCUCAUUUGUUAUAGCAAAAUUUCAUACCCUGUUACACGUUCUCCUUUGAAGAACUCAUGAGUUUAUGAUGAUGAAUUGAUUAUGAAAUUUAUGUGAGAGAAUUCUCAACGAAUGGCCAUUGGCAACAAUUGGGUCUGUUACUAAUAUGAUUGAAUUUUAUUAUAUUCGUGAUUUGUUCAUUUAAUAAAUGAAUUUUAAAGUGUUGUUCGUGAUUGUAACUUAAUAAACAAUCAUAAAUCGAAUUUGUUCAAGAGCUAUUUGUCAAAAGAUGCAAUGACUUUUUUUAGUACAAAACAGAUCAUAAUUCAAGGUUAGAGAAAGGGAUGAAAAGAGAAAGCGAUGAAAGGUCAUGGUUCAAUCUGCUCUGGCUUUUAAGUUCAAAAGAAAACGUAAUCUAAGGAUAAUGAAAGGUCAUUGAUCAAUCUAUUGAUUAAUUAACAAAUGUUAAAAUGUUGUUCAUGAUCGUUUGUUAAGUUUAACAAACGAUAAAAAUUGAAUUUAUUCACAAAUUAUUCAUCAACAUUUGUUAACGAAUUGUUCGUAAAAAACUGCUGUGACUUUUUUAGUACAAAAAAGAACGUAACCUAAGAACAGAGAAAGGCUUGAAAGUAUUGGAAUUUUAUCUCUAAACUAAUUAGAUGUCACUUCUUAGAAGUGAUUGCAUGAACCGGCUGAGCUAAAUCAUGGAUUCCAAAAUAUGUAGUAGUGCCUUUAACCAACAACAACUUCAUGAAAACUGCCAAAAAGAGACAAAGUUUACAUAAACUUCUGCAACAGUUCAAAUGAAACUUUCAUCUGCUAAUAUGAUUCAAGUUGGGAUGAAACCAGGAAGCCAGAUCUCCAUAGAUGCUAUGUUCAGAGAUACACAGGGAAGAGAAAUUGCAGGUUAAACAACUAA
Messenger RNA from Durio zibethinus, 2255 nucleotides. Its product is annotated as CDP-diacylglycerol--glycerol-3-phosphate 3-phosphatidyltransferase 2-like. Gene Ontology annotation, molecular function: CDP-diacylglycerol-glycerol-3-phosphate 3-phosphatidyltransferase activity. NCBI's taxonomy places the organism in Eukaryota, Viridiplantae, Streptophyta, Magnoliopsida, Malvales, Malvaceae. Gene Ontology annotation, biological process: glycerophospholipid biosynthetic process. Gene Ontology annotation, cellular component: chloroplast envelope; membrane. The record is from RefSeq and is a predicted model, not a curated record.